AUGUCAUCGCUUGUGCAGCUGGAGCCUUUAGUGAAUUCCACAACGAAAGCUUUUAUCAGCGUACUAACCGAGCGAUAUGUUGGCGAGACUGGUGGACUUAGAGUUUGCGACUUUGGCAAAUGGUUGCAAUUUUACGCGUUCGAUGUAAUCGGGGAGCUCACGUUCUCUAAACGUUUGGGAUUCCUUGAUAAAGGUGAAGACGUGGAUGGCAUUAUUGAACUGUUGGAGACAUCACUGGACUAUGCUUCGAUUGUCGGACAAAUUCCUAUCCUGGAUUAUCUCUUCAAAAAGAAUCCUGUGCGGCUCUGGGCAAGCAGGCGCGGACUCUUAAAUACCUCCGCACCGAUCGUCACCUUCGCCCUUAACAGACUCGAAGAGCGCCGUGAUGAGCUUGAGUCGAUGGCAACCGACAGGAAGUCCGGUGAGAGCAAUGCCUCGGAUUCAAGCCAGGGUGCCGACUUUCUCAUCCGUUAUUGGAAGGCCCAUCUGAAAGAUCCUGACUUUAUGACACAAGAAAGAGUACUGGCUGUCACUGUUGCCAACAUAGACGAGUUGCGUAUCGGCUACGAAAAUGGUACGCUCCAACCCGACGGCGCGUUGUUCAGCUGGAUGGAAGUGAAAGACCUUCCGUUCCUUGACGCUGUCAUUAAAGAAGGGCUACGGAUACAUCCUGCUGUUGGGCUGCCUUUAGAGCGCAUCGUGCCACCGCAAGGACAGCAGAUAUGUGGCAAAUUUAUUCCCGGUGGAACUACGGUCGGCUGUUCUGCAUGGACCUUGCAUCGAUCGAGCGUGUUUGGCGAAAAGCCCGAGGAGUUUCGUCCUCGCAGGUGGCUUGAUGCGUCGGCGGAUCAAUUGAAAGCUAUGGACAAGGCAUUCUUCAGCUUUGGUGCAGGAGCGAGAACUUGCAUCGGGAAGAAUAUCAGUCUACUCGAGAUGUAUAAACUGGUGCCCGCGCUGCUGACUACCUUCAAUUUCGACCUGGCGGACAAGGAGCAGCCAUGGACACUACGAAAUUCUUGGUUUGUGAAACAGAGCGAUUUUAACGUGUAUAUUCGAAAGAGAUAG
Molecule: messenger RNA, 1065 nt
Organism: Cyphellophora attinorum
Lineage: Eukaryota; Fungi; Ascomycota; Eurotiomycetes; Chaetothyriales; Cyphellophoraceae
Product: Pisatin demethylase
Exons: 3
Coding region: 1-1065 (354 amino acids)
Molecular function (GO): iron ion binding; heme binding; monooxygenase activity
Source: RefSeq, a predicted model, not a curated record